AUGGCGAACACAUCGACAUUCAACUCGCUACCAAGACGAUCCAAUCUGACAUUCCAAAGAAAUACGCCGGCACGACGAUCGGCUGGGCCAUUAGAGAGUCACAUCGAGUAUUUUGUGCCGCGCAGCGUAAGCGAAUUUAAUUUGGCGGGCGUUGGUGAUAUCGCAUUGCCAAUGCAAAUGCCACAACAACAAAGACGUUCGCCUCCGCCGUCGAUUCUCUCGCACACCCGAUCAACGGGCACAAUUAUGAUUCCCAUACAAGAGAUGCAACAUCAGCAUCAUCAACAGCAACAUCAGCAACAACAACAGCAACAAAUGCACGCAAUGAGCUCAGCCCAAUCCGCGUUGCCACCAAUAAAACCUCGCGAAAAAAUGGUUACAUUUGAAGAUGAAACAAAGUGCCCGCACGGCGUACCAACCACACCACGUAAAACCAUGCCAAUGACUGGCGUUAAUGAUGUAUUUAUGUGA
Molecule: messenger RNA, 471 nt
Organism: Sitodiplosis mosellana (orange wheat blossom midge)
Lineage: Eukaryota; Metazoa; Arthropoda; Insecta; Diptera; Cecidomyiidae
Exons: 1
Coding region: 1-471 (156 amino acids)
Source: RefSeq, a predicted model, not a curated record